This is a messenger RNA of Saxophila tyrrhenica, 582 nucleotides long. RefSeq lists its product as uncharacterized. The transcript has a single exon. The record is from RefSeq and is a predicted model, not a curated record. Lineage: Eukaryota; Fungi; Ascomycota; Dothideomycetes; Mycosphaerellales; Extremaceae. The coding region runs from base 1 to 582 and encodes 193 amino acids.
AUGUCGCCUCUCACCGAUAACAUCAAGAAUCGUCUCAAGAAAUCGUUGACCAGAGCCCAAGCGGAAAGCAGCCCACGUCGUCAUCCUGUUGCACUGGCCACACCUGGAGCUGCUUUCACCAAUCCGUUCGGCGCUGCAGAACUUGAUACACAACAAGAGCAACGCAUUUGGGAGCGCGACCGACGUCUGCAGGCAGAACAGGAACGGCAGAGGCAGGACCAGCUGCAGGAGGAGUGCCGUGAAAGAGAAGCCGCGGAACGCGCCAAGAUCAAGGAACAGCGCAAGCAGUGCGCAUCGAAGGAGACUGUUCGGAUCCUACGAGAGUUGAUCCGCAACAAGUAUCGCUUGGAUAUACUUAUCUGGCAGAACCGACGCGUGCAGAGAGCGGAUCGGGAGCUCAUCUUCCGAGACUGCCAUGAAGCUGAUCGUAUGCGGAGACACAUCUUGUCCAUCGUGAAGUCGUGGGAAGAGGACAUGUUUGACCGCGAAGAGGAUUGGAGCAUGGCGAAGAAGAUCAAGAACAGUCUGGGUCGGGAAGAUGAGCAUGCUGUCUGGGCCGACAUACCUCCCUGGAAUCGUUGA